UGUAUUCAAUUUCAAAGCAUUAAGAAACCAAGGGAUAAGAUUGAUGUGUCAUGGAAAGCAAAGUGAAUCUGGACGACAUUUUGUGAAUUAAAAAUUGGUAAAAUAUUUUUGAAGAUAUAUAUUUAUUUGAAAUUCACUCUAAUCGUAACCAUAAUCCGAGAAUCCACAACAAAUUCACUUCACUUAAAAAUCAACAAAACAUGUUGACGCGAUUCUCUUCUCUUCAACGAGCAAGGAAUUUCAAGGCCGUGAGGCCGCAGAUUUUUGCCAAGUUAUCUACAGCAGCCGAACCCUCUUCCAACCAGCCUAGCCCUCUGAGGGUUCCCAAUCUUAUUGGUGGUGCUUUUGUUGAUUCACAAUCAUCUGCUUCCAUAGACGUUAUAAAUCCUGCAACACAAGAAGUUGUUUCACAAGUUCCUUUAACUACAAAUGAUGAGUUCAAGGCUGCAGUUUCUGCAGCAAAGCAAGCUUUUCCAUCAUGGCGCAACACACCAAUAACAACCCGUCAACGGAUCAUGUUUAAGCUCCAAGAGCUUAUUCGGAGAGACAUUGAGAAGCUGGCCAUAAACAUUACAACUGAACAGGGAAAGACAUUGAAGGAUGCCCAUGGAGAUGUGUUUCGUGGUCUCGAGGUGGUGGAACAUGCAUGUGGAAUGGCAACUCUGCAGAUGGGGGAGUAUGUCCCCAAUGUAUCAAACGGAAUUGACACUUAUAGCAUUAGAGAGCCUCUCGGUGUUUGUGCUGGGAUUUGUCCCUUCAACUUCCCAGCAAUGAUUCCCUUGUGGAUGUUCCCAGUGGCCAUUACAUGUGGUAAUACGUUUGUCUUAAAGCCAUCGGAGAAGGAUCCAGGGGCUUCUAUAAUGCUUGCAGAAUUAGCAAUGGAGGCUGGUUUGCCAAAUGGUGUUUUGAAUAUCAUUCAUGGAACCAAUGAUAUUGUCAAUGCUAUAUGUGAUGAUGAGGAUAUCAGAGCUAUAUCUUUUGUUGGUUCAAAUACAGCUGGAAUGCACAUAUAUGCAAGAGGAUCAGCCACAGGAAAGCGCAUUCAGUCCAACAUGGGAGCCAAAAAUCAUGGAAUUGUCCUUCCUGAUGCAAACAUAGAUGCUACUUUAAAUGCUUUGGUUGCUGCUGGUUUUGGUGCUGCUGGACAAAGAUGCAUGGCACUCAGCACUGUAGUUUUUGUCGGAGACUCAUCAUGGGAGGACAAACUGGUGGAGCGUGCAAAAGCUCUUAAAGUAAAUGCUGGAACAGAACCUGAUACUGACCUUGGUCCAGUUAUUAGCAAACAGGCGAAGGAACGAAUAUGCGGAUUAAUUCAAAGUGGUGUUGAAAGUGGUGCCAGACUACUGCUCGAUGGGAGGAAUAUAGUGGUUCCAGGAUACGAGCAUGGCAAUUUUAUUGGUCCCACUAUCUUAACUGAUGUCACAGCUGACAUGGAGUGUUACAAGGAGGAAAUCUUCGGCCCAGUUCUUCUUUGCAUGCGGGCUGAGAGCUUGGAAGAGGCCAUACACAUUGUCAACAAAAACAAAUAUGGUAAUGGAGCUGCUAUUUUCACAUCAUCUGGCAUAGCUGCAAGGAAAUUCCAGACUGAGAUUGAGGCUGGACAGGUUGGCAUCAACGUGCCAAUACCAGUCCCCUUGCCCUUUUUCUCAUUUACUGGCUCCAAGGCAUCAUUUGCUGGCGAUCUUAACUUCUAUGGAAAGGCUGGAGUCAACUUUUACACCCAGAUCAAAACAAUAACGCAACAAUGGAAGGAUUUUCCUGGUGGCACUGGAGUUUCACUUGCAAUGCCAACUUCUCAGAAGUAAACAGGGUUACAAUCAAGUGUAAUUCGAUUAUAUUCUGUAAUUUGUGUGAACCUUUCGAUAAAUUGAUACCGAAAUUCUCACUUUUAUAUAUAUGCACCUUUCACUC
Messenger RNA from Mangifera indica (mango), 1911 nucleotides. RefSeq names its product methylmalonate-semialdehyde dehydrogenase [acylating], mitochondrial. Lineage: Eukaryota; Viridiplantae; Streptophyta; Magnoliopsida; Sapindales; Anacardiaceae. Gene Ontology annotation, biological process: L-valine catabolic process; thymine catabolic process. Gene Ontology annotation, molecular function: methylmalonate-semialdehyde dehydrogenase (acylating, NAD+) activity; malonate-semialdehyde dehydrogenase (acetylating, [NAD(P)+]) activity. Gene Ontology annotation, cellular component: mitochondrion. The record is from RefSeq and is a predicted model, not a curated record. The transcript is spliced from 19 exons. Bases 201 to 1805 code for a protein of 534 amino acids.